Messenger RNA from Papaver somniferum (opium poppy), 2569 nucleotides. Its product is annotated as transmembrane 9 superfamily member 9-like. NCBI's taxonomy places the organism in Eukaryota, Viridiplantae, Streptophyta, Magnoliopsida, Ranunculales, Papaveraceae. Gene Ontology annotation, cellular component: membrane. Gene Ontology annotation, biological process: protein localization to membrane. The transcript is spliced from 7 exons. The record is from RefSeq and is a predicted model, not a curated record. The coding region runs from base 232 to 2154 and encodes 640 amino acids.
CUUCCAAGAGAAUUAUAAUCUUUUAAUUCCGCGAAAUUGGUGUAGCUUCUGUUCCACCAGAGAGUACAGAGAGAGAGAGAGAGAGAGGGAGAAACUAAGUUGUAGAAGGAAAAACAAUAGAGAAAUAAAUUGUUAGAUCUCAGAAAAGUAUUCAUUCUGGAAUUCAAGAUUUAGUUAUCUUCUUCUUCUCCUCCUAUCUUCUUCUGUAUAUCAAAGUCGGUGAAUUUCAUAAUGGAGAUUUAUCGAUCUUCCAGGUUUCACUUCUGCGUCUCAGUGAUUCUUCUUCUGUCUAUUCACCAUGCAUCUUCUUUUUAUUUACCUGGUGUUGCACCUGAGGAUUUCACUAAGGGUGAUCUGUUGAAGGUGAAAGUGAACAAGUUGACCUCUACGAAAACACAACUUCCCUACUCCUACUAUUCUAUUCCAUAUUGUAGCCCAGAAUCUAUUGUUGACAAUGCAGAGAAUCUUGGGGAAGUUCUUCGCGGGGAUCGUAUUGAAAACUCUCCGUAUGUGUUUAAAAUGAGGGUACCAGAGAUGUGUAAUAUUAUCUGUCGCAAAACCCUGGAUGCAAAAUCUACCAAGGAAUUUAAGGAAAAGAUAAGCGAUGAGUAUCGUGUCAAUAUGAUCUUGGAUAAUCUUCCAUUGGUUGUUCCAACAAGAAGACUAGAUCAGGAAUCUGCAAUAAUGUACCAACAUGGGUACCUCGUUGGGCUUAAGGGAAAAUAUUCUGGAAGCAAGGAGGAAAAACAUUUUAUUCAUAACCACUUGCAAUUUACUGUCAAGUAUCACAAGGAUCCAGCAACAGAUCUUUCAAGAAUCGUUGGGUUUGAGGUGAAACCAUUCAGUGUGAAGCAUGAAUAUGAAGGUGAAUGGAAUGAGAAAACACGUUUGACAACUUGUGACCCUCAUGCAAAACGAACAGUUAGUAGUUCAGAUUCCCCACAAGAGGUAGAAGAAAAUAAGGAGAUCAUUUUUACGUAUGACGUCGAGUUCCAGGAAAGCGAUAUCAAGUGGGCUUCUCGAUGGGAUACAUAUCUUCUUAUGGCUGAUGACCAAAUUCACUGGUUUUCUAUUGUCAACUCUCUCAUGAUUGUUCUAUUUCUCUCCGGUAUGGUAGCUAUGAUCAUGCUACGAACUCUGUACCGUGACAUUUCUAAAUACAACCAGCUUGAAACCCAAGAAGAAGCCCAAGAAGAGACCGGGUGGAAACUGGUCCAUGGUGAUGUCUUUAGGCCGCCAACAAACUCGGACCUGCUUUGCGUCUAUGUCGGGACUGGUGUGCAGUUUUUUGGAAUGAUACUUGUCACUAUGAUGUUUGCAGUAUUAGGUUUUCUCUCCCCCUCAAACCGUGGUGGGCUAAUGACUGCUAUGCUUCUACUAUGGGUUUUCAUGGGUCUGUUCGCUGGUUAUGCCGCGGCUCGUCUGUACAAGAUGUUUAAGGGAGCUGAAUGGAAGAAACUCACACUCAAAACUGCUUUCAUGUUUCCAGCUAUUGUAUUUGCCAUUUUCUUCGUCUUGAAUGGUUUGAUCUGGGGUGAGAAAUCCUCUGGUGCAGUCCCAUUCGGCACCAUGUUUGCUCUCGUCUUCCUGUGGUUUGGAAUUUCAGUUCCGCUUGUCUUCGUGGGUAGUUACAUCGGUUUCAAGAAGCCGGCAAUAGAGGACCCUGUCAAAACGAACAAAAUCCCAAGGCAGAUCCCAGAGCAGGCCUGGUACAUGAACCCCACCUUCUCAGUCUUAAUUGGAGGAAUCCUUCCAUUUGGAGCUGUCUUUAUUGAACUCUUCUUCAUCCUGACCUCAAUCUGGUUGAAUCAAUUCUAUUACAUCUUCGGAUUCCUCUUCAUCGUUUUCAUUAUCCUUGUGGUAACUUGCGCCGAGAUCACAAUUGUGCUUUGCUACUUCCAGCUUUGUAGUGAAGAUUAUCUUUGGUGGUGGAGAUCAUAUUUAACUUCAGGUUCCUCCGCUCUAUACCUCUUCCUUUAUGCCACAUUCUAUUUCUUCACAAAACUUGAAAUCACAAAGCCUGUCUCCGGAGUAUUGUAUUUCGGCUACAUGACCAUUGUUUCCUACGCAUUCUUUGUCUUAACUGGAACGAUUGGUUUCUAUGCAUGUUUCUGGUUCACAAGGCUCAUUUAUUCAUCGGUGAAGAUUGACUGAUUUGUUGAACCUGGUCAGGCAAACAGGUCAUUUUGUAAGUGUUUUGUAGAAGAAGAUACCAAGUUCAUGUCCGACCCUGUGCACAUUAAAUCAGCAGAGAUUUUGCAAAGCAUCUUGGAUUCAGUUUUGGAUACUAAAGGUGGGUUCUGGAAUCUGUUCUUAGAAAUUGUUUUUACCUUUUGGGAUACAUAUUAUUAGGGAGCAAUAGUUGUUUCUCUCACUUUCUUCUUUGUUUGUCUUAGCUUUUCUGUUUCACGAAUUCUCGGAUGACUUAUCUCCAAUUCCAUAAUCCCUUGCAAUGAUUUUGGAAAGACUAAAUGGAUUGCAGAUGUCUGCAGACAUUUGAUUGAAUGUUUACACAUUAUAUUAACAGAUGAAUUUAUUGUUAGAUAAAUUCUUUUUUCUUUUGAUGCAA